CAGUGCUUGUGAAACUGAACACAGAAGUAUGGAUAUGGGAAACCAACACCCUUCUAUUAGUAGGCUUCAGGAGAUCCAAAGAGAAGUCAAGAGUAUAGAGCCUCAAGUGGUUGGCUUCAGCGGCCUGGCGGAUGACAAGAAUUACAAGAGACUGGAGAGGAUUCUGACGAAACAACUUUUUGAAAUAGACUCUGUAGACACAGAAGGAAAAGGAGACAUUCAGCAAGCUAGGAAGAGGGCAGCGCAGGAGACAGAAGGCCUUCUCAAAGAGUUGGAGCAGAAUGCAAACCACCCACACCGGAUUGAAAUCCAGAACAUCUUUAAGGAGGCACAGGCCCUUGUGAAAGAAAAGAUCGUGCCCUUUUACAGUGGAGGCAACUGUGUGACUGACGAAUUUGAGGAAGGCAUCCAGGACAUCAUUCUGAGGCUGACGCAUGUUAAAACAGGAGGGAAGAUCUCUUUGCGGAAAGCAAGGUACCACACCCUAACCAAGAUCUGUGCCGUGCAAGAGAUCAUUGAAGACUGCAUGAAGAAGCAGCCUUCCCUGCCGCUCUCUGAGGAUGUGCACCCUUCAGUUGCCAAGAUCAAUUUGGUGAUGUGUGAGGUGAACAAGGCCAGGGGCACUUUGAUCGCACUUCUGAUGGGCGUGGACAGUACUGAGACUUGCAGGCACCUAUCGUGCGUGCUGUCAGGGUUGAUGGCUGAUCUAGAUGCUUUAGACGUGUGUGGGCGUACGGAGAUCAGAAAUUACCGGAGGGAGGUGGUGGAGGACAUCAACAAACUACUGAAAUACCUAGAUUUAGAAGAGGAAGCUGACAGUACACAUGCAUUUGACCUGGGGCAGAACCAUUCCAUUCUGAAAAUAGAAAAGGUGCUCAAGAGGAUGCGAGAGAUAAAAAAUGAACUUCUCCAGGCUCAGAGCCCUCCCGAACUGUACCUGAGCUCCAAGACAGAACUUCAGGGCUUGAUCGGACAGCUAGAUGAAGUCAGUGUUGAGAAGAACCCCUGCAUCCGGGAAGCCAGGAGAAGAGCCGUGAUUGAAGUGCAGACCCUGAUCACGUACCUGGACCUCAAGGAGGCCCUGGAGAAGAGGAAGCUCUUCCCUAGUGAGGAGAACCCCCCACACAAGGCUGUGUGGGAUGUCCUUGGAAACCUGUCAGAGAUUCAGGGUGAAGUCCUCUCGUUUGGUGGAAACCGAACUGAUAAGAACUAUAUCCGUCUGGAGGAGCUGCUGACCAAACAGUUGCUGACCCUGGACGCUGUUGACCCCCAGGGAGAAGAGAAGUGUAAGUCUGCUAGGAAGCAGGCUGUGAAGCUGGCCCAGAACAUCCUCAGCUACCUUGAUCUGAAGUCCGACGAGUGGGAGUACUGAUGGACCAGGAGCUGCUCCUGCUGGUUCACACUUUAUCUGCUUUUAGAGAGCUUUCAGCUCAUGGAGCCUAAAUGUAAUUUCUAUGUGCAUAUUCAAUCUCAGUAUUUAUGAUUUAAUCAAAUUAUAUGCAGUAUUUCUGCUGCUUUUGAUGUUGCAAAACGAAUAUCAUUAUAGCACAUUAACUUUUCCAUUUGGCUCGUUAUGCUUACAAUGUGUGCUUUGUGUUGUCGACUUUGUGUGUUUCGAUGGGAAUACGAGAAGGGCAGCACUCCUAAUUUUUAAGUGGGUUAUGCAAGCAUUAAAUGCAGAAUUAAGAGUCUAACUCUAGCUAAACUAUGAGGAGGAGGAAACUCGGCCUGACUGGGAAUAAAGUCCAAGUAUAAAAACAA
This is a messenger RNA of Cricetulus griseus (Chinese hamster), 1761 nucleotides long. NCBI's taxonomy places the organism in Eukaryota, Metazoa, Chordata, Mammalia, Rodentia, Cricetidae. The record is from RefSeq and is a predicted model, not a curated record.